Baudoinia panamericana UAMH 10762 is the source of this 1560-nucleotide messenger RNA. RefSeq lists its product as uncharacterized. The coding region runs from base 194 to 1405 and encodes 403 amino acids. Gene Ontology annotation, cellular component: mitochondrion. Gene Ontology annotation, biological process: glycerophospholipid biosynthetic process. NCBI's taxonomy places the organism in Eukaryota, Fungi, Ascomycota, Dothideomycetes, Mycosphaerellales, Teratosphaeriaceae. The record is from RefSeq and is a predicted model, not a curated record. The transcript has a single exon.
CUUUCAAGUUUUGUUGCUUUUGAUUUGUUUACUUCAAUGCCCAGUAAAGUCUCCGGUGAAUCGGAAGGGUUGUAUGAAUUAUCGUGCCUGCCUCUUUAGAGACCACAGUUCGGCCGUAGUUCGGCGGUAUCAGCCGCCUCAAUGUGCCCCUCAACCAUUGACUUCGACCCGCUCCGCAGUGCUUCGCCUCCUUAUGGCCACAAAGCUACGUCCACUUGUGGACUCGGCGUGGACGACAGUAGCCAGACAACGUAGACCCCAGCGGAUACCGCAGCCUCAAUUCCACCCACCGCAAUGCCGCCGCUUCGAGACCAAGGUCUCCGUCCCUCAACAUCCCUCCUUCGCCUUCGCCUUCGACAUUGAUGGCGUCCUUGUCCGGUCCGCCAAUCCACUACCAGGAGCACACGAGGCUUUGAAAUACCUGCAGGACCAGCGGAUCCCAUUCAUCUUACUCACUAAUGGAGGUGGGAGGUCGGAGACGGAACGGGUGGCAGACCUCUCGGAGAAGCUGGAUAUUAAGCUCGACGUAGGAAUGUUUGUGCAAUCGCAUACGCCUUUUGCGGACAUGCAUGAUUACAAGGACAAGACUGUGCUGAUUAUGGGAGGGGACUACGACAAGUGCGCGCGGGUCGCACGCGAGGAUUACGGGUUCGGGACUGUGGUCACGCCGGCGGAUAUAGUAUGCGCAUACCCGGAUAUCUGGCCGUUCUCGGCCAACUUCAUGGACUACUAUAAAAGCUUUGCAAGACCUUUACCAAAGCCUGUUAACCCGGCCUCGCUUUCCGAAAGCCUGAAGAUUGAUGCCAUCUUCAUCUACAAUGACCCUCGGGACUGGGGGCUUGACAGUACCGUGAUUCUCGAUCUUCUGCUGUCCAAGCAAGGAUAUCUGGGCACGCUCUCUUCCAAGAACGGGGACGCAUCCCUUCCCAAUCAUGGUUACCAGCAAGAUGGUCAACCGCAUCUCUACUACAGCAAUCCAGACCUCUGGUGGGCGUCUUCAUACCACCUGCCGCGGCUGGGUCAAGGUGGCUUCCGUGAAGCCUUCGCAGGCCUUUGGCGAGCGGUAACGAACGAUGCAGAGCUGCAGAAGACCAUUAUCGGCAAGCCGUAUCAGCCGACAUAUGAGUUUGCGGAGCGCAGACUGCGUGCGCAUCGGAAGAAGUUGUUCGGGCACGUUGGGCUCAACGAGCCGUUGAAGCGGGUGUACAUGGUCGGCGACAAUCCAGAGUCUGAUGUUCGAGGUGCCAACAACUACCACUCGCCGCAUGGGAGCCAGUGGCGAAGUAUUUUGGUCAAGACCGGCGUGUAUCAGGAUGGGAGCGAGCCGAGCUGUAAGCCUACCAUGAUCCUGGACGGUGUCCAAGAGGCCGUGAGGUGGGCUGUAGAGGAUGCGAACAAGGCUUGAAUUUGAGCGAUAGACGUCCGCUUAUUCAGAUACCCUUAGACUGCUGUAUAGACGAAGAAAUCAAUUCUAGAUGCGAUGCUGUGCGAACAGAAUAGGACGCAGAGAAUGCCGAAGGCGAUACUCUAAGCGUCGCGGACCAGAGAUUCGCUGACCUC